Molecule: messenger RNA, 1146 nt
Organism: Acaromyces ingoldii
Lineage: Eukaryota; Fungi; Basidiomycota; Exobasidiomycetes; Exobasidiales; Cryptobasidiaceae
Product: mitochondrial carrier
Exons: 6
Coding region: 71-1084 (337 amino acids)
Biological process (GO): mitochondrial phosphate ion transmembrane transport
Cellular component (GO): mitochondrial inner membrane
Molecular function (GO): phosphate transmembrane transporter activity
Source: RefSeq, a predicted model, not a curated record
CCACCACUCGCGAUCGCUUCUCCUCUUCUCGUUACUUUCUGCCACGAGAAACCCUGACAAACCAGCAACAAUGGCCUUCCAAUCGCCCCUUUUCUCUCAGCUCAACGGCAUCACGGCCAAGGACGCAAAGGUCGCCCGGGCUUUCCCAAUCCAUGCGCCUGCCGAGGCUGGUGAGGCGCCAAAGGGUGUCGACCUCUUUGCCCGAUUCGCCUUUGCCGGCGCUGUUGGCUGCGCCAUCACCCACGGUGCCUUGACGCCCGUCGAUGUCGUCAAGACGCGAAUGCAGCUCGAGCCUGAGGUUUACAACAGGGGUAUGAUCACCGCUUUCCGCCAGGUCGUCUCCAAGGAGGGCUCCGGCGCUCUCCUCACUGGUCUUGGUCCCACAGCCGCCGGCUACUUCCUCCAGGGUGCUCUCAAGUUCGGAGGUUACGAGUUCUGGAAGAAGACUAUCAUCGAGCAGCUCGGCAUGGAGACGGCCGUUGCCAACCGUGGAGCCGUCUACCUCGCCGCCUCUGGUAUCGCCGAAUUCUUUGCCGACAUUGCUCUCUGCCCGCUCGAGGCUACCCGUAUCCGUCUCGUUUCUGAGCCCGGCUUCGCCAACGGUCUUUUCGGUGGUUUCGGCCGCAUCGCCAAGGAGGAGGGUCUCAAGGGCUUCUACUCAGGCUUCGGUCCCAUUCUCUUCAAGCAGGUCCCCUACACCAUGGCUAAGUUCUACUUCUUCGAAAUUGCCUUCGAGGCCCUCGUUAAGGCGACUGGCAAGCAGAAGGAGCAGCUCUCCUCGGGCGCCAUCACCGGCCUCAACCUCACCGGUGGUGUCAUCUCCGGUUGCUGCGCCGCCUUCGUCUCGCAACCUGCCGACACCCUCCUGUCCAAGAUCAACAAGACCAAGGCCCUCCCCGGCGAGACGACCACUGGCCGCCUCGUCAAGAUCGCCCAGCAGCUUGGUCUCCGUGGUCUCUUCGCCGGCAUGGGUGCCAGGUUCGUCAUGAUUGGUACCCUCACCGCCGGUCAAUUCGCCAUCUACGGCGACAUCAAGCGAGUGCUUGGCGCUACUGGUGGCUACGAGCUGGCCAAGGCGAAGUAAAAGAGCAACAGAGGCCGAAGUCUCGAGCAAAAACCAAAAUUGCAAUUUUCUCACCUAUCUCC